ACAAACAAAACAAUGUGUUUUGUUUUUUUUACCUUAUUCAUUCUAAAUUUGUGUAACUUAUACAUAUUUACAAGACCGCGCAGGAAAUGACCAGUCCCACGCCUGUUCUAUUGGCCUUCGUUGUGCACAUGGUGCUCCACACAACGCUCUUCAUACAUCUAGAUCCGGGUAUAAUUGCAGACACCCCCGUCUUUGGUAGCCAGUUAUUCUAUUUAUCAGUGAUGGAUCUGCUGUGCGACACAGAGGUAAUACCCACGCACUGGAGUAACAUUCCGCGGUGGGGAAAGUUUAUCCUUGAGACCAUUAUCGCCAUCCUUAUUGGCGAAACUUUGAUGGUGGGCGUAUGGCUUUCCAUGGAAACGCUUCUCGUCAACUUUAUAAAUGUUAUAACCAAUUGGUUGGGCCUGGGCAGCCGUACAAACACUAAUUUCCAGGAGAUCGGCACGAUUUUAUUGGGAGUUAUCUUUUUAGUGAUAGUGGGUGCCAUUACAAAUCGACCGGCCAAAGUUUGGAAAAUGGCACAACAGUCUUGGAGAAUCAUCACACAACAAAGUCGUCCUUCGUCCAAACAGAAAUCUUUUAAAUAAGCAAAAGGACCCACAUCGUUUUCGGUUCCUUCUAUUAAUUUGGGAUACCAUUUCUAGUUUAUGUGCACUUUUUUAUUAAAAGGGUGCUC
Messenger RNA from Drosophila melanogaster (fruit fly), 676 nucleotides. RefSeq lists its product as uncharacterized. The transcript has 2 exons. The record is from RefSeq and is marked reviewed. The coding region runs from base 87 to 587 and encodes 166 amino acids. Lineage: Eukaryota; Metazoa; Arthropoda; Insecta; Diptera; Drosophilidae.